GUGUUGGCCUCUACCUGCACUGUGACCGGCCCCACUGUCAUCGACGUCCAAGGCCAUAUGAACUCCAUCCAGGAUCGGUGUGCGUACUCUCUGUUCUCGACUCCGUUACUCCCAGAGUUCCUUGUUCUGGGGAACUUCAGGGACAGACGUCGUAAAGAUGUGAGCUUUUUGGACAGUGUGACGCUGCGUGUGGACGGGCAUGACAUUCACCUGGAACAAGGUGGGAGAGUUCAGCUGGACGACUCCACACUGACCCUCAGCAGCUCAUCUCAGCUGGUUCAUGGUGUGCAGCUCUCUAAGGACCAAACUGGAGUCACUGCCAAGCUGUCGCUCUCCAACCUCAACAUCUCUGUCUUCUUUGAUGGCAACACCGCACAGAUCCACGUAGAAGGUACAGAAGAUAAAGUUUAAUUCUUGUAACAUAAA
This is a messenger RNA of Haplochromis burtoni (Burton's mouthbrooder), 426 nucleotides long. RefSeq lists its product as uncharacterized. Lineage: Eukaryota; Metazoa; Chordata; Actinopteri; Cichliformes; Cichlidae. The record is from RefSeq and is a predicted model, not a curated record.